AUGUCUACUCCACUUCUCUCUAGCAACACUGCACAAACACUCGGUGCUGCUGCAUCCAACAUGGCCAGCGAAGCGCGUUUCUCUUUUCUUCAAAAGUUUCGCGAGCAACGCUUAGCCAACAUUCGACCUCUUGGUGAUUUUUUUGAUAAAAAUAGAAUCAGUUUCACUACCAAUUUUCAUACCAUCAGUCAACGUUGGAACUAUAACUUGCAAUAUUUCUCUGCAAAUUACUUGGUGAUCAUCUUGCUUCUGGGUGUCUAUGCUAUCAUUACAAGUUGGUGGUUGGUAUUCACCAUUGCUUUUCUGUUUGGUGGAUUCUUUUUGAUUUCUCGCUUGGAUGGACCUCUCACUAUCGGAGGAGCAGCAUUAUCGCCUUCCACCUUGUAUGCUUCGUACGCUGGUAUAUCGUUGCUCUUACUACUUUUCUCGGGUGCAACGGGCGCCAUUUUCUGGAUCAUUGGUGCUGCUGCUAUUAUCAUCCUGGGUCAUGCCGCUAUCCUGGAACCAGGAUUGGAGGGUGAUUUCUCUGCAGACGGACAAGUUUAA
Molecule: messenger RNA, 546 nt
Organism: Mucor velutinosus
Lineage: Eukaryota; Fungi; Mucoromycota; Mucoromycetes; Mucorales; Mucoraceae
Exons: 4
Coding region: 1-546 (181 amino acids)
Cellular component (GO): Golgi apparatus
Source: RefSeq, a predicted model, not a curated record